GGCUGGAAGCUGCAUGGAAGGAGGAUGAGCGGCACAUUACACAACUCUUCCUCUCCGGAAUCAUUAUCGCCCACCUCUUACUCCCCUUCAGUUACGUGGGAGUCUGGUGGGAAAAAAGUCACUCAUGGAACCAUCGUCGGACUACUCUGAUAGCAAAGAUGAGCUGUCAACAGCUCGGCUGCUCCCCGAGGAUGGCUCUUAUGACUCGGAAGCACCAAGGAAAACACAGCCAAAAUUUCUAAGUACGAUAAAAUGGAUAACGAUUCUUGUGGUUUCGAUUAUCGCUACAAAUAUAACAAGUAUAAUAACGACUUUCCAAGUGGCUCGUCGGUCUUCCGGCUGCCCGAGUGUAUCUGAACCUCCGAAUGGAGUGGCACCGUUUCUGCGCAACCUGCCAUCGGAGGCGAAGCCCACUCGAGUCAAUACGCCGUUCUAUAACAGGGAGAAUAGCACCUAUCGAGAACAUGAUUCACCCUCCACGGAAAUAGCUUGGCUGGAGUUAACUCAGAUCCAUGCUGGUAUUCUCCUAGUAUCGAAGGAGGAGGCAGGCGAUUCGGGAAUCGACCCGGAAACUCAUGCCUACUUCGACAACCCAGAAAAGGGACUUGUCGGUUAUCCGGUACUCAUUGAAGCAACACAUCAGCUUCAUUGCUUGAAUCUGCUUAGGCGAUACUCGUAUUUCAACUUCAACUACACUAGCGAAGCUGAGCAUGUGGCCCUCUCGGGGACUACAGAGUACUACCAAAGACUUCACGUCGACCACUGCGUUGAGUACCUGAGAUACCGAUUGAUGUGCACCGCGGACGUCGGGAUUGUACCAUUUGUCUGGGCGGGUAAAACGGGUCGGCUAACAGCCGACAUGGAUCGCCAGCACACAUGCAGAGACUAUGAAGCAGUUAGGCAGUUCGUCAAAGAGAAAUCCAUCCCUCGGCCGACGGAUGGCGAAGUCAAGCCUAAGCCAGGCGAUCACGUUGUAGAUGAUUACAUCUAGACGCAAUGCCAACAUUGAACAAAUUCAUUCAUUCAUACAAUGUCAAGCCCACUUUAAUGGGAUUGAGUCGCUCCCCUAUACCAUACCGGCUUGAAAUGUGAAUAUAAUAAUAGUCCUGGAGAAGAGCGUUCUUAUCGCGGUAAACGUAACUGCAUCCUAAGGAACUCAGUCAAGCCCCUCUCAAUGGACGCCGAAAGCGCCGCGAAUAUGAUCAUGUUGGUCGAAGACGGCGGCGGGCAAUACUGAACAUCCGGCAGGAUCUCCAACUCCUCAA
Hypoxylon trugodes is the source of this 1265-nucleotide messenger RNA. RefSeq lists its product as uncharacterized. The record is from RefSeq and is a predicted model, not a curated record. Gene Ontology annotation, biological process: mycotoxin biosynthetic process. The transcript is spliced from 4 exons. NCBI's taxonomy places the organism in Eukaryota, Fungi, Ascomycota, Sordariomycetes, Xylariales, Hypoxylaceae. The coding region runs from base 125 to 991 and encodes 288 amino acids.